Angiostrongylus costaricensis is the source of this 426-nucleotide messenger RNA. The record is from the annotation of a GenBank genome assembly. Lineage: Eukaryota; Metazoa; Nematoda; Chromadorea; Rhabditida; Metastrongylidae.
AUGGUUCUUGGGUAUUCGGCGAAUCGUACACGCUUAGACUUAUUUCUGGACGAAGCCGCCAGGAGAAAUUUUCCCUUGAAUUUCACUCCUAUGGAUUGUGCAUUGAGAGGUUAUGGUGCUUUCGUCUUGUGGAUGCAUCUUGUCGUCUACCUUAUUUUUAAGCACAUUCACGGCGAUGUUAGCUAUUCGCCUGAAGAGGAGCAAUCACUGAAGGAGUACGAUAGUCCUGCAGUGACUUCGGUUCUCAGCCCUGUGAGUAGGAGCCCCCUGACGAAGCGAUCAGAAACAGUGAAGAACUAUAAAGGAACGCACGACUUCGAAAAAGACGACGUCCAGAAGAAAGCCUGCUUUGAGCAAAAAAUCGAAUUCUUCGAAGAAAUCGACAUCGAAGAAACGAAAGGCUGUGAAGCGCUAGGCAAUGUGUAA